GUUCUUUUGACCUAUUUUUUGGAACCUACUUAAAUACUACUCCCAAGUGACUAUUCUUUGUUGCCAUCAUUUAGUCAUUUUGAAAAAAAAGUUUAAGAAAUUACCCAAGAUUUCCUUUUUUCAACUUCCUGCUGAAAAAGGGGUGUUUUUUCUUCUUACAAAUCCAGCUCAAGAUUUCAUCUUUUUGAUUUCUUGAUUGAUUGAGUAGGUUUGGGUUGACGUUGAAUUUGGGUUUCUUGUAAAUGAAAAGAAAAUGUGGGUCUAGUUCUUGUAGUACUCAAUAUAUAUGAGCUGGCUUUGUCUUUGUAUGCCACCAGCAGAAGUGAUGAAAAUUACUGUCUGAUUCUUGAAAAGGUAUGAGCAAAGUAUUGUCUUUUUAGUUCCAAAAAAUGCCUUGGGUUCAGUCUGAAAUCAGGGAAAAAUAUGAUCUUUUGAAUCAUAUUCAUCUUCUGUCAUCUCCUCAGAAAGACUCCUCUACCCCAUCAUCAUCUUCAUCUGGAAACAAAAUUAGUCCAGCUGUUCUUUUUAUCAUAGUAAUACUAGCUAUCAUAUUCUUUAUUUCUGGUGUUUUGCAUUUGUUAGUUAGGUAUUUGAUGAAACAUAGGUGGUCCUCUUCUUCAUCUAAUAGAGACCCUGAAAUGUCUGAUUCUGGUACCUAUCAAAGGCAGUUACAACAGCUUUUUCAUCUUCAUGACUCAGGUUUAGAUCAGGCUUUUAUUGAUGCUCUCCCUGUGUUUCUUUACAAAGAAAUUGUGGGUUUGAAGGAGCCUUUCGAUUGUGCUGUUUGUCUCUGUGAGUUUUCAGAACAAGAUGAAUUGAGGCUGCUCCCUUUAUGUAGUCAUGCCUUUCAUAUAAGUUGUAUAGAUACAUGGUUGUUGUCAAAUUCAACUUGCCCCCUUUGUAGAGGAAUCCUUUUCACACCUGAUUUUUGUGUUGAAAAUCCAAUCUUUUGCUUUGAUGAUUCAAUAAGAGAUGAAUGUGGUGGUGGUGGGGUUUCAGAACAUGGAAGUGUUGGUGUUGGUGUUUCUCCUGGUAUGAAACCACAUGAGGAUUUAGAUAGUACUAUUAGUUCAAGAAGGGUGUUUUCUGUUAGACUUGGCAAAUUCAAGAACACAAACAAUGGUCUUCUUGAAAAUGGGAAAAGGGAAAUGGGAGAGACUAGUAACAGUAGUUUGGACUCAAGGAGGUGUUUUUCAAUGGGGUCUUUUCAAUAUGUGGUGGAUGAUUCAGAAUUGCAAGUGGCAUUUUGUCCCAAUAGUGCUAAAAAUCAUGGUGUUGAUGGUGGUGGUGGUCAGUUGAUGAGGGGAAUUGUGAAAGGGAAAAGUGGACACAAUGGAAGUUCUGCAAAUGAUGGAGACAAUUAUGGCAAAAGGAUUGGAAAUAAAGGGGAGAGCUUUUCUGUUUCCAAGAUUUGGCUAUGGUCUAAGAAGGAUAAGUUUCAUAAUUCUGCAGAUAAUGUAAGUUUGCCAUGGACUGAUGAUCAUAGAACUCAACCUGUUUGAAGAUAGUUAUACAAAUCUUUUUUUUUUUUUGUCUUUCUUUCAAUUGCCUUGUAGUUUGGUUAAAUUAAAGUUUACAUUUGAUUAUUCAGUUGCCAAAGUUCUUUUGGAGCUUUUACUUUUUCA
This is a messenger RNA of Solanum stenotomum, 1625 nucleotides long. RefSeq names its product RING-H2 finger protein ATL47. The record is from RefSeq and is a predicted model, not a curated record. The coding region runs from base 390 to 1502 and encodes 370 amino acids. The transcript has a single exon. Lineage: Eukaryota; Viridiplantae; Streptophyta; Magnoliopsida; Solanales; Solanaceae.